AUGGCUCAGAACCUGAGCAGCACAGGAGAUCGGUCGAAGGACCUUGCUAGUCACCUGGAUGAACUUCCAGGAACCACUUCAAAAAAAGAUGAAGCAAAACAAGCAUCUGAACAAAACCAGUCAAAGCAGAUGAAGGAACCCAAAGCAAUUACCAAGGCUCAACCAGAACUGCCAUUCCCUGUGGCUGGUAGUGCCACAAUGCGGAGGCAAAAUACCAGUGGCCUGGAAACAGAAGAUUUGAAAGGGAAAAUCUUGCUUGCCCACCUAGCUACUAGUGAGAGAGAUGAAGUUACAGUAGAGAGCUGGACUAUUCCCACAACAGUAUUGCCCAUGGAAAUCUCCUCCAGCCCACAGUCAGCAGUGGAUGUGUGUCCCCAUGAUGUACUAUACGUUUCCGACCUCAUCACAUUUUCCUCUCGCUUCUGUGGACCAAAUUCACCUUUAAACAAGACCAUGGUCUUUGGUUCAUCUCUGGAAAUGGUUGAGGUUAUCAUGGAACUGAUCACCACCACAGACCGGGGCCGAGGCUUUGCAAUGCUCUUCGAGUACAAGAACAUCACUGAACCCAACACUGUAGAUGCUGUGAAGCAGGAGAGAAAAGAAAACAUGAUGAUGCUGGCAAUUAUAACAGGGAUCGUCGUCUUUGCACUUGCUUUACUCUCCGCCCUCUGCAUAGCUUGCAGGCAGAGAACGUGCCCCAAAAGGAGCUCAUCCAACGCAUGCAGUGACCAGGAGAAUGGGAUCCAGAACUCCGCCGUCGAUAUCAAUGAGCUCCAGCUGGUGGUGCCAAGUCGGGAGAAUGAGAACAACAACCACUCUGUCAGCCGGGAGCAGGCGGUCACUUCCUGCGGAGGCAGCACAGAACGGUCUCCUCAGGACACUGACCCAGAUGUGCCCUCCUCCACGUCUGCAGUGACCACUGAGACUGGGAGCGAUGAAGUGUUUAUCAUUUCUGCUGGACCUGGGGCUAGUGGGCUGAGCUUUACCACCUACAGAAUACAGGACAAAAACCUAAAAAGAAGUGUCACAAGCCCAGCCUCUGUGUCUGACUGGCUGACUUCUAAUCCCACGGCUGCAGGAGCGGACGCUGUUGAGAAGGGGAACGUCCAGCUGGAAAAUCACUGUCCCAGACAACGCACGUGGAGCGCCCGCACUUUCCACGACUUCCUGGCUCCGAUACCACAGCUACAGAAAAAAUGGUGCAGCUGGACCACCAACAGUCCCUUCACGAAGCUGGUUGACAACAGUGGUUUUCCUGCAGCUGCAAGAUCCCAAGGUGUCCCCACCAGAAAGGUAAUCUCAGCCACGGAGAUAGAGGGAGCAUCAGAGACCGUUUACUCUGACUCAUCUGCCAGUAACGCCUCCUACCCCCUCACGCUGUCUGCACAAAGGCAGCGGAAGCUAAGCUCCUGCAAUUUGAAGAAAUCCAGGUUUGGGAACCCUUAUUUUGGAUUUUUAGCCAGUUCCCCUGAUGGCAAACACGUGAGGUCCUUGGAUCCCUCAGGACAUCUAGGGGCAGCAUCUCCAGUUAACAGCCAAAGCCCCAAAAAUCCUCUAGAGAGCUCCAACCCACUGAAAAUCAACUUGGUCAAUGGUUCAAGAACAAAGGAGCUUAUGGUAGAAACAGAUAAAAACAAACCGGUUUUUGUUAUUUCUGAAGAGGGAGAUGAUCAGCAGCCUCUGGUCCUAGCAGAGCAUCUUAGUCAAUGCGGAGAUCAUCUGCCAGAGCAAAAUGCUGUGUAUGCUCCAGCUGUACCAGAUAAACAGCCGGUGGGUCUGACUGCUGAGGGGAACAGUUCUGCCAGCUUCACGUCAAAUCUUCCCCUUUGGGCAAAAUCUCCUGGUUUAUACAAAGGUCACGUGAAGGUCCCUAGCUCUUCCAGGGACCAGCAGAGCUCGUCAGUUGUAGAUACUAAUACUACUGAGGGCUCAGAGAACUGUGAUACCUUAGCUGCUCCUACGCUAUGCCAAGCUUCAGUCCAGUGA
Molecule: messenger RNA, 1986 nt
Organism: Balearica regulorum gibbericeps (East African grey crowned-crane)
Lineage: Eukaryota; Metazoa; Chordata; Aves; Gruiformes; Gruidae
Source: RefSeq, a predicted model, not a curated record